AUGGCAGCCUUUGUCGACUCUGGAGCAGAAAAGCCAUACUGGGUUUUAACUCUCGACGAUUCCGCCGAUCCGACGGUCAGCAGCGCGCGGUCCAGCGGGGGGGAGGAGGCGCGGGGGAAGAUCCUGCGGGCGUUUGAGGGAUGGGAUGUGGUGGAGCAGGUGGUCAAGGCUACUCCCCCCGAUCUCAUUCUCGAGCGCCGCGUGCUCGACCUCCCGCCCCUGCCGUUCUGGGUCCACGAGAGCACCGCUCUUCUCGGAGAUGCGGCGCAUGCAGUGACGCCAGGGCAGGGCGCUAAUAUGGUGUUUGAGGAUGCGGCGCAGCUGGUGGAGUGCCUUCGGGUACACUCGCAUGCCAGGUGGGUUCUCAGGUGGCUUGUCAGGUGGCUUGUCAGGUUGGUUGCCAGGUGGCUUGUCAGGUGGGUGCUAUCGCAUGCCGGGUGGGUGUAA
Molecule: messenger RNA, 447 nt
Organism: Closterium sp. NIES-65
Lineage: Eukaryota; Viridiplantae; Streptophyta; Zygnematophyceae; Desmidiales; Closteriaceae
Source: the annotation of a GenBank genome assembly